UAUCGUUCUCGUCAUACCGCAAUGAGAAGACAUCUAUAACGAACCAUUCAUUCUUCAAAAAGAAAAUGUUCCUUUCUCCUGAAACACUUAACUUUACACCAACUACCACCGCUCUUGUCGCUGUUUUCCUUGUACUCAUCACAACAUACUUCAUCCGGAGGGACAGAGGUUUACCACCAGGGCCAACAGGACUACCGUACUUUGGAUACUGGUUCUUUCUCAAGAAGAAAGGCUCCCAUCUGCAAUUGCAAGAGUUGGGCAAAAAAUACGGAGAUAUUUUCUGCUUCAGAGUGACUGGUCAUUUGCUCAUUAAUCUAGGCAGCAUCAAAGCUUUGAAAGAGUUUCAAGUUCUUAAGUCUGAUUGUUUUGCUACAAGACCGAGUAGUUACGUUAUAACUGAGCAUGUGUUUGGAGGAGGCGUGGCUGCUGCGAGUGGGGAACAAUCCAAAAUAUUGCGACGGUUUUUACUGAACGCCUUCAAAGAAUGUGGUUUGAAUUCCAACGCGACAUACCAUGAGCGGCUGAAUGGCAUCCUUGAAGACUUGGGAGCUUCUCAAGGAAACCCCGUGGACAUAUCAGCCAUCGUGAUAAAGAGGAGUGCUACUAUCAUGAGUAACGCGGUAUUUGGACAUCAAGGAUUUACUGAAGACGAAGUAAACGAGUUUAAUGAAGAUUAUGGCAAACUUGCAUUGGCAUUGGCAUCUAUCAAGCUUCUUCUUGGACAAAUUGCCAGAUAUACACUCCUUCCAUUCUAUUCUGGGUAUCACGAAUCGAAGUUGUACGCAGAAAAACUCUUUCGUUUUGUUCAACAAAAGAUAACGGAACACGAGUCGACGUACGAUAGCAACCACAUUCGAGAUCUCAUUGACGUAUACAUCAAAGAACGGAAUACCAGAGAACAGAAAGGGGACAGCACAUUCAAAUAUUUUACAGAUAGACUCGUUCUAACUGAACUUAUGCCAGUUCUACAGUAA
Messenger RNA from Uloborus diversus, 974 nucleotides. Its product is annotated as cytochrome P450 2J1-like. Lineage: Eukaryota; Metazoa; Arthropoda; Arachnida; Araneae; Uloboridae. Gene Ontology annotation, molecular function: heme binding; iron ion binding; oxidoreductase activity, acting on paired donors, with incorporation or reduction of molecular oxygen, reduced flavin or flavoprotein as one donor, and incorporation of one atom of oxygen. The transcript has 5 exons. Gene Ontology annotation, cellular component: cytoplasm; intracellular membrane-bounded organelle. Bases 66 to 974 code for a protein of 302 amino acids. The record is from RefSeq and is a predicted model, not a curated record. Gene Ontology annotation, biological process: xenobiotic metabolic process.